Molecule: messenger RNA, 635 nt
Organism: Hibiscus syriacus
Lineage: Eukaryota; Viridiplantae; Streptophyta; Magnoliopsida; Malvales; Malvaceae
Product: mavicyanin-like
Exons: 2
Coding region: 82-570 (162 amino acids)
Cellular component (GO): plasma membrane
Molecular function (GO): electron transfer activity
Source: RefSeq, a predicted model, not a curated record
GAUUAAAUCGAGGACUGAUUAAACAUGGAGUAUUCCAGGGGUUUGAUCUAUUGAACUUGUUUUUUUAUUGUAGCAGCUGCCAUGAAUGGCUGGGUUGAAGCUUCCAAGCAGUUCAAAGUGGGCGAUCAUAUAGGUUGGCAGCAGCCCAGUGUGAACAACCCUGAUGUGUAUAGCCAGUGGACGAGCAGUAAAAGGUUUCGUGUUGGAGAUUCCCUUUAUUUUGAGUUUGGUCGGAAUGAUUCAGUCCUUGUGGUGGACAAAUGGGAUUAUUAUCACUGCAACUCAAAUAAUCCCGUCUAUUUGUUUAACGAAGGAAACAUUGCUGUCAAUCUCUAUAGGCCUGGGUCCUUCUAUUUCAUCAGUGGAAUCCUCGAUCACUGCAAGAAUGGUGAGAGAUUGAUGAUCCAGGUGAUGGGUUUGCACCAAAGAGAAGAGCCUCCACCUGCCAUUGCGAAUCCCCAUGAGGCUGGGCUUGCACCGGGGCCUCAUCCUAGUUCAGGAAUAGUUGUUACAGUGGCACUUACUUCACUCUUUCUAGCUCUUAUCGUCACUGUUUUAGCUUUGGUAUGACGUGCACCGUAAACCUCUUAGUUUUCUUUGUUUUAGUAGUUUUUUCUCUCUCUCUUCAUUCAGUG